CUCGGCAAAAGAUACCGCAUAUCGUAUCCCUCGGUUUCCGUCAAUUCUUCUGUCUUUCCAUACAGAUUUGGAUAGAAAUUGGCAGCAUGUUAUACUCUCUAUUGCGUCCACUGAGGACCGUCGUUAACCUGGUGCCGAACACUUAUCAAUUUAAAUCCGUCCAUGGAUAUCCUGGUCCAAUAGGGCGGUGCCUGCCGAAUUAAUCCAGUAACCUAGAAAUGAACGGAAUGGAAUUAUACGCUACCUCCGACGUCUGAUGCUCUUUGUCUUUGAUGCCGUACUGCUGUUCCUGACGUCUGUCAGGGUCCCUCUUUCACCCUAUGCGUAUUUUCAUUGAUAUACGAGGGCGAAGAUGAUGUCUCUCUCUCAAUCCCAUCUCCCAUCCUGUUCUCAACAUGCCCCCGGCUUCUAGUUACACAGCUUCCAUUGACUACACAGAACCCAAGGGGGAUCUGUCACCCCGACCGGACUCAUUGGAAGCUGGAAAAGAGAAAUUGGAGGAUGUCAUCGAUCCCUUCUUUGAGCGGAAAACCAUGCGAUGGGUGGACAUCCGGAUGCUUCCGCUUCUCGCUCUUCUUUACUCUAUCGCCCUAGUUGACCGAUUGAACAUUAGUGUUGCUAGGACGGCCGGCAUGGGCGACGCAUUGGGACUUGAUAUUGGAUCUCGUUACAGUAUCGCGACGUGCAUGUACUUCAUUCCCUACGUGCUAUUUCAAGUACCCGGCAACAUCCUUCUUCGCAAGAUCGGAGCACGCGUCUUCCUCUCUUUUAUUGUGACAGCAUGGGGUGCAGUAUGCUUAUCAAUCGGGUUCGUCAAGACCUGGGAAGUUCUUACCGCUUUACGCGUGUUGUUGGGCGCCAUGGAGGCCGGACUCUUCCCUGCUCUCGUGUACAUCAUUUCGACUUGGUACACGCGCCACGAAGUCGCAAAGAGACUCGCUGCAUUCUAUAUGAUAUCGCUAACUAUUGCCGGGUUCGCCCCUAUCCUUGCGUACUGCAUCAGUUUGCUUGACGGAAGGCGCGGUAUUGCCGGCUGGUCAUGGAUCUUUAUCAUCGAGGGCGCAUUCACGAUAUUCCUCGGCAUCAUCACGUUCCUUUAUGUCCCUGAUUUCCCGGACAAGAAUCGGUUCUUGACCCCGGAGCAGACGGCAGUGGUUCUAAGGAGGAUUGAAAUUGACCGUGGCGAUUCGGUACCGGAUGUUCUGACCCCAGCUAAGAUUUGGUUCCACCUAAAGGAUUGGUCAAUUUGGACUUACGGCAUCAUGUUGGCAUGUUCGACGGUGCCAUCGUACAUGCUAGCUUACUUCAUUUCUAUCAUCUUGGGCGGUAUGGGCUACGGAAGAAGUAUGUCCCUUCUUCUGAGCGCACCUCCAUACGGUCCAGCAUUCAUCUCUGCGCUCUUCUUUGCAUGGGUAUCGGACCGAUUCAAGCACCGGAGCUCCUUCAUCAUAAUCCAAGCGUGCAUUUGCGUUGUCGGGUGUUGCUUAACAGCGUUUUGCCAACCACAUGCCGUGCGGUACUUUGGGACUUUCCUUAUCAACAUUGGAAGUGCAGGUGCUAUCCCGUGUAUCCUUGCGUAUGGUGCCAAUAAUGUUGUAUCGCAGAGCAAACGGUCGGUGCAAACGGCGUUAACCUCUGGCUGCGCAGGUAUCGGCGGAAUCAUCGCUUCGACCGUAUUUCGGGAAAAAGAUUAUCCAAAAUAUGUCCCUGGUCUGUGGGUGACGAUCGGGACCCAAAUUGUGCUCAUUGGAGUUGUGCUGACGACAGUGAUACAUUUCUCGAGGCUGAACAGGCUGAUGAGAGAGGGUAAACUGAAAGAACCGAUCCAGGGUCAGCCAGGAUUCUAUCAUACAUUGUGAGGGAGGACAUAGAGCAUUGCAUGCAUACGCGUAAUACAAUAAGAUUCAAGGCUCAAAACGACUAAUAAUUGAUGUACUAUAUAAUGACCGACUUUGUACCUGAGACAUAAAACGCUGUCUAGCUAUAGAUUAAUAUUCAAGGGACUAUUAGUUUUUAGCUGGCCGGUGAAAUGAAAUAU
Messenger RNA from Guyanagaster necrorhizus, 2038 nucleotides. RefSeq names its product MFS general substrate transporter. NCBI's taxonomy places the organism in Eukaryota, Fungi, Basidiomycota, Agaricomycetes, Agaricales, Physalacriaceae. The coding region runs from base 396 to 1859 and encodes 487 amino acids. Gene Ontology annotation, biological process: transmembrane transport. Gene Ontology annotation, molecular function: transmembrane transporter activity. The transcript has 15 exons. Gene Ontology annotation, cellular component: membrane. The record is from RefSeq and is a predicted model, not a curated record.